Uloborus diversus is the source of this 1053-nucleotide messenger RNA. Its product is annotated as solute carrier family 35 member G1-like. Gene Ontology annotation, cellular component: membrane. The record is from RefSeq and is a predicted model, not a curated record. The transcript has a single exon. The coding region runs from base 1 to 888 and encodes 295 amino acids. Lineage: Eukaryota; Metazoa; Arthropoda; Arachnida; Araneae; Uloboridae.
AUGCAUUUCAACUUCCGUGAUUUAGUUUUAGCUCUUCUAUGCGCUUUUCUUGGAAGUAUAAAAGGCCUACUUGUGAACGAAGUAAACUCUUUAGGUGCAAUAGAAAUUUUUGGAUUGCGAAGCAUAGGAGCAACUUGUUUUCUGUUACCAAUCAUAAUUUUCUCCGACAGUCAACUGUGGUAUGACGCCAAGUGUAACUUAAUUCUAUUCUUGCGAUCAGUUAUCGGAAAUAUUGCUGUUUGUGGUUACUAUUACGGAUUCGUGUAUUUGCCAAUCUCCGAAGCAUCUCUGCUGUUCUAUUCCACCCCCAUCUUUACCAUAAUAAUAGGACGACUCUUCCUGAAAGAAAGAUGUGGUGUCGCAGAAUUGACAUCCACAACUCUGUCUGUGCUUGGUUUAGCUCUUGUGUGUGUGCCGAACUUCAGUAUGAAUUAUUCCCAGAGUAGCAUCAAAGGUGUGUCUGGCUGUUUGAUUGGUGCCUUUGCUCAAGCGAUUGCUUUAGCCAUUAUCAGGAAAAUAACUCAUGUUCCGCCUGUCGUCGUGAGCUUCUGGUGGGCGGUGAUGGGGGUUGUGUUUUCGUCGGUUCUGUGCAGUGUGUUUAACGAAAUGUCGCUUUGGAAGUGUGGAUGGGAAGCCGUUUGCGUAAUCCUCAUCUCAGUGGUUGGUUUCAUCAGCGAGCUGUGUCUGGUGUCAUCUUUGAAGUCAACGGGGGCUGUCAUCGUUUCGGUGGCCCUCACUUCUGAAAUCAUAUGGGCUUUCGUGCUGCAAAUGUGCGUCCAGCAGCAGUACCCGAGUUUGAUGACUUCGCUAGGGGGAGUCGCUAUUUUAAUAUCGGUUUCUGUGCCACCUGUAAUGAAAUUGACAUGUAAGCAAGACUUAAAUGAGUAGGUAAGCACGAACAGACAAUUCCGAUGAUAAUUCAGUGAUAGCAUUGAAACAUCAUGAUUCAAAAGAAUGACAGUUUUUGCAAAGGAAUUUCCUUUCCUUUUUGGUUCAAUGGUAAUUUUGAGUUUAUUUUCCUAUUUAAUGCUAACAAAGCUUUUCAUUGAAACU